UUUUGUUUUCCCAAAUUUUAAUUCUGAGUCAAGUACAUAGUAGUUUUUUGUUACCCUGUAUAACUGAACUGCAGACUCAGAACAAUGAACGUAAUGGGAGGAAUUGCUCCGAAUCCCCUCCCCUUCCCCCGGCGGUACUCACUACAGGCUGAAGAUGAAUGUGCUGUUACAGGGAUCAGUGACAUUCCAGGAUGUGGCUGUGGACUUCACCCCAGAGGAGUGGCAGCUGCUUGACUGUGAUCAGAGAACCUUGUAUUGGGAUGUGAUGUUGGAGAACUUUAGAAACCUCAUCUCAGUGGGGGGCCCCGGUACCAAAACAAAAGGCAUCUUCAAGGCAGAGCAAGGACAAGAGCCAUGGCUGGGGGAGGGAGAGAACCCACGCUGGCGCUGUCCAGAAGUUAUCUGCUUACUUGAUGAUGCGCUAGGAAGCAAAGACAAUUUUUUGGACCAAGAUAUGUUCACUUUUGAGAAAACACUGACCAAGAAGAGAGUCCAGAAUUGUAAUCUGAAUACAAAAUGUAUUUCUUCAAGACAAAUACAGCAUAGAGGUGAGUCAAAUGGAAAGAGUCUGCAACCUAAUUCACACUUGCUCAGUUACAAUAAAAAUUACAUCAGAGAAAACUCUUAUGAAUACAAGGAAUGUGGAAAAGCCUUCAAAAACAAAUUUUGUCUCAUUAGGCAUGGAAAAAAACCUGCAAGAAAAAAAACCUUUGGAUGCACUGAAUGUGGGAAAGCCUUCCAAAAGAAGUCUCGUCUCAUUAGACAUGAAAAGAAACAUAUAAGGAAAAAUAAAACCUUUGAAUGCAAUGACUGUGGGAAAGCCUUUAGCAGUAAGGGACACCUUAUAGCUCAUCAAAAAAUUCAUAGUGGAGAGAGACCCUAUGUGUGCAAUGACUGUGGGAAAGCGUUUAUGCAUAAAGCACAACUGGUGGUCCAUCAGAGACUCCGCACGGGAGAGAAACCUUACAAAUGCCCUCAGUGUGGGAAGUCGUUCACUUGGCACUCCUCCUUUACCAAACGUGUGAAAUCACAUACACUUGAGAACUCAUUUGAAUGUAAGGAAUGUGAGAAAACCUUCAAGUACAGCUCAUCCCUUUAUAAACAUUCUAGAAUUCACACAGGAGAAUAAUCGUACAGGUGUAGAGAAUGUGGCAAAGCCUUUGCAGACUCCUCAGUGCUAGUCAUGCAUCAGAGGAUUCAUACAGGUGAGAAACCCCAUGGGUGUACUAAAUGUGGAAAAGCCUUCAUCAAGAAGUCACAUCUCCUUAAACAUUACUUAACUCACACAGCAGAGCAACAAAAUAAAUGCAGUGCGUGUGGGAAAUCUUUUAACCGGAAGACACAUCAUUCUCCAUCAAAGGAGUCAUAAAAACAUGGAAGCUAUG
This is a messenger RNA of Enhydra lutris kenyoni (northern sea otter), 1385 nucleotides long. RefSeq names its product zinc finger protein 684-like. The coding region runs from base 155 to 1129 and encodes 324 amino acids. The transcript has 3 exons. The record is from RefSeq and is a predicted model, not a curated record. NCBI's taxonomy places the organism in Eukaryota, Metazoa, Chordata, Mammalia, Carnivora, Mustelidae. Gene Ontology annotation, biological process: regulation of DNA-templated transcription.